Molecule: messenger RNA, 249 nt
Organism: Trichomonas vaginalis G3
Lineage: Eukaryota; Parabasalia; Trichomonadida; Trichomonadidae
Product: organellar and viral DNA polymerase type B
Exons: 1
Coding region: 1-249 (82 amino acids)
Source: RefSeq, a predicted model, not a curated record
AUGAGAAAAGACCAUACUGACUUAAAGAAAGAAGUAGAGAAACCAGCAGAAGAUAAAAUGGACAUGUUGACAUUUCUGAACAAAAACUAUCCAACUGCUAACGAUUUCCUUCUUUCAGAUGUCAAGAAGAAAUAUAAAGAAACCUUCGGCAUAGUUAAAAUUUUUGAUAUCCUUCGUGAAGAAAUAGAAGCUACAAAACUGUUUAAAGUCAUGAACCAUCACAACAUAUACCAUGUAAAACGCUUGUAA